Messenger RNA from Closterium sp. Yama58-4, 1311 nucleotides. The record is from the annotation of a GenBank genome assembly. Lineage: Eukaryota; Viridiplantae; Streptophyta; Zygnematophyceae; Desmidiales; Closteriaceae.
AUGGCUUUGAGCCAACUGAAAAAGCAAAUGUUGCAUUCCCCAACCAUCCAUUCUCUAUUUCAUCCUUCCGACAAUAUCACUCCUUUUCCUCUGCAGGGUGAGGUAGCGAAGGCUGUCAUCUGCUUCGACAUCGCCUGCCACCUGAUGGGAAACACGGCAGUGGAUGCGCGCAAGGCAGCCAAGUUGAGCGGCAUGUCUCCACCUGCGUACGCCCGGGCGCGAGCAGCCAUUCAGAACGCUCUAGGCGUCAGCCAUGGCGUUUGUCAUGCCACCAGGUCGCAGUUGAGCCUAUCCCAGUUGGCCCUUCAGUUUGGGUGCAUGCGAGUGCUGGAGUCCACUCUGCGCAACCUGCACAUCUUCACCGCCCGCUUCACCGCCGCCCUUCCAGAAGCACGGAGGGGCGGCACUGACUUCUCCCGGCCGGCAUACAUGGCAGCAGCGCUCAUGCUCACUGCCACACGCAACCAACUGAAGAUGGAUAUAGACAGGCUGCUGGAAGCCACACGUGUGGGCAAGGACGAGUUUCAGCAGGUGGUGGCAUGCAUGGAAACCCACUGCACGGACCUGUUUGGGUCGUCCCACAGCUGCCCUACACCCAGCAAGGCACAGGAGGAGUCUGUGCCACGCCAGCACCCACCAGUCCAGCUUCAGCAGCAGCAGCAGCAGCAGCAGCACCAGCACCAGCACCAGCACCAGCACCAGCACCAGCACCAGCACCAGCACCAGCACCAGCACCAGCACCAGCAGCAUCAACAGCAGCAGCACCAUCAACAGCAGCAGCCGCAUCAACCACUGCAGCAGCGGCAGGAUCAGCCGCAGCAGCAACGGCAGUGGCAGCAACAGGAGCAGCAGCGUAAUACGAUGCAUGAGGCUUCAAGUAGGUCAUUCGGAGAGCCACCGUGCAACGCUUCACAUAAUGCAGCAAGAGGUGACGUUGCAGGGAGAGGUGAAGUUGCAGCAAGAGCUGAAGGGACCUGCAGGGCAGCAGAACAGGGUGGAUCUCUGCCUGCCAGGCACGCCCAGAAGGAGUUCAAACAUGCUGCUAACGUGGCACACCUGCACCAGCAACCGCAGCACCAGCAGCAGCAGCUGCAGCAGCAUGUUGCUGCCGCUGAGGUGGCAGAGCAGCAGCCAAGCCCUACCCCAGCUAACAUGGCCCAGCGACAACAGGGGGCUGUCAGCAAGAGCAACAGCAGCACCAUUCUGUUGCCCCAAGCCAAGCUCACACUCUUGAAACGACCCUCAGGCCCUUCAGGCAAGCUGUGUCAGGCGAAGCUGCAAUUUAAACGUGUCAAGACCACAGCUGCUUAG